GCCGUUCACGGAAAACCAGAUGCAGUCUGCUUAUCUUUAGCAGAGUUAGCUUGGAGGACGGAGAGGUCAUCAUGAUCAGACAAACCAGGAGGACAGACAGGUGUUUCCUUCCUGCAGUGGGAGGCGGAGUAGCGAAGGUUCGAUUCCCUGCGGGUCCUCCAGCUCAGCAGGCACCAGGAAGCUGCGACGCCCGGCCCCACGGCAGUCCCGUCGCUGAGAGGGAGAAGAGAGCAGCCGAUGGGCGGAGCCAGGGAGAUCUGGGGUCGGAUGGAGGUUCAGGAGAGGUUCAGCUGAAGAGAGCACGACAGAAUGGAACUGAGGCGUUUGCAGCUGUGGGCAAUAGGAACAAAGCCCCUGGGUCAUGUGAUUCAGCAGGAGAUGGUUCUAGUUCUGACCAGAAGGGGGCAGCAGAGGACAGCCGAACAGCUCAGCUGCAGAGCGUGGCCUCCCUGAAGGUCACCAUACAGCAGAGCAGCGAUAGCCGAGAGUUCGGUCCGGCUGACAGGAAGUCCACUGCUCUCCACUGUCAUGUCUGCAACCUCACCUGUCGCUCCCUGCAGGUGUUUCAGGAUCACAUGUCAGGGCGAGAACACCUGAGGAAGCUGCAGGACAUCACACAGAGCAUCCAGCUCAACGCCGGCCCCCUGCUGGACAGGGGUCGCCGGCCACAGGCGCAGCGCUGGUGUGACACCUGCCAGGUCCACUUCAGAGGUGACAUCAUCGUCCACAGACGGACGGAGCAACACAAGGAGUGUAAGCAGCAGGGGCGGCCCUUCUGUCCGGUCUGUCAGAGACACUUCAGGACGCCCAGGAAGUUUGUGGAGCACAUAAAGUCUGUGGAGCAUAAGGAGCAGGUGCAGCUGGGGGACAAGCAGGAGGAGGAGCUCAUCACUGUGGACGCUGUGGGCUGCUUCGAGGAAGAGGAGGAGGAAGUAGAGGUGGUAGAUGAGGAUGAAGAGACAGCGCCAUCUGAGGUUCAGGGGUCAGAGACUGGUGAUGCCAAAGAGUCGGAGGAAGUAGAAGACGAGUUCGAUCCCCAGCUGACUUACGGAAGCAGCUUCGUGAUUCCGGUUCGCGGCUUCGUUUGCCGACUCUGCAACAAAUUCUUCUACAGAGAGACGGCAGCGAGACACACACACUGCAGGACGCACACACACUUCCUCAACCUGCAGAACCACAGAGACGAACAGAAGAGGAAGAUGAAGACAACUCUUCCCUGACUUCAUGACUCCAUUUCCCACAAUGCAUCAGAGGAUUGUGAUGUCAUGAUGUUCUAACAACUCAUUGUCUCCACCUAGUGGCGGCUGCAGGAACAGCAGCUGUGUUCCUUAAAUCAGUGGUUCCCAACCCCCGGGCUGCAGACCGGUACCGGUCCGUGGACCAAUUGGUACCGGGCCACACGAGAAAUAAUUAAAUAUUUCAGUUUUAUGUGUUAUUUGAGUCUGGAGGAUCUUUUAUUUUGAAAAUCCUGUAACUGGACUCUCUGGGUUCCGUCUCGCCGCCAACAUUGAGCCACAAGCAGCAAAAUGAGAGAGUCAAAAAGUGACUGAGAGUCAUUAUUCGUAACACAAACCCUGUAAAUUCUAGACACUAAUAGGAACCAUAGAAUUGCACAAAAAUCUGUGAGGGACGGAAAGAGGAGAACGGAGCCUGUUUACAUGGUUCUAAACUGAGUGGGAAUGAAAACAGCAGCAGGUAUUUUGUUCCAUAUAAAAACCAUUAGGAUUUUAUUGGAAUGUAAUCAAUUACAAAUUUAUUGAUGGAACUUGACUUAAUGUCGUGUUUUGAUUGUUGAUUCUGUGUUUCAUUGUGUUUUUGUGUUUGAUUUGAUGUAAAACACUUUGAAAUGCCUUGAUGCUGAAAUGUGCUAUACUAAUAAAAUUUGAUUGAUUGAU
Molecule: messenger RNA, 1895 nt
Organism: Gambusia affinis (western mosquitofish)
Lineage: Eukaryota; Metazoa; Chordata; Actinopteri; Cyprinodontiformes; Poeciliidae
Gene: ciz1b
Product: cdkn1a interacting zinc finger protein 1b
Exons: 14
Coding region: 72-1220 (382 amino acids)
Cellular component (GO): nucleus
Molecular function (GO): zinc ion binding; nucleic acid binding
Source: RefSeq, a predicted model, not a curated record